AUGCCUCCGAAGCGUAUGACUGCCAAUCCGGUCAGGCCGGCACGCUAUCGACCCGGAAAAGCUGUUGCAGAAGAGCCGUCCUCCUCGGAGGAGGAGUCUGGAGUUGAAGAAGAACAAGAAGAGGAGUCAGAAAAGCCUACAAUACAAGCACCCCCCAAAGCAACAUCUUUCCCGAAAGAGGCGACAAAGAUUGCGAAUAAUCUCAAGAAUGUCGAUCUUAAUGAACGUCGGCGGGUUGCGGCUGCACAGGAAGCGGCCAGACUCGAAGCGGAAAAGGCCGAGCGCGCAAAACAAGAGGAAGGCUUUGUGACCGAAGAAAGUGAAGAGGAAGAAGAAGAAGGAAGUGAGGAAGAAGAAAGUGAAAGCGAGGAGGAGGAGAGCAGCAGUGAAGACGAAGCACCGCGUAAGCUUCUCAGACCUACUUUUAUCAAGAAAGACCAACGAAAACCCGCCAAUUCGGGCCCCGAUCUUAAAGCGGAAGAUGAGAAAUGGCAAGAAGAGGAAGAGAAGCGAAAGGCAAAGGCAGAUGAACUUGUCCAAGAGCAAUUAGAGAAAAACGCAGCAGCUCGCGCGGCAGGCAAGAAGAAUUGGGAUGAUGACGAGGACGGCGAACUCGAGCAAGUGGACGACACGGAUGGUGUGGAUCCAGAAAUGGAAUACGCUCAGUGGAAAAUUCGGGAGCUUGAGCGAGUUCGACGGGAUAGAGCAGCCAUUGAAGAAGCCGAGAAGGAGAGGGAGGAAAUCGAGAGACGUCGCAAUCUCAGCAAGGAGGAGCGCGAAGCUGAAGACCGGCAAUUCAUCGAGGCUCAGAAGGCCGAGAAAGAAGGAAAAGGCCAGAUGUCAUACAUGCAAAAAUACUUUCAUAAGGGAGCUUUCUUCAUGGACGAAGCAAAGGAUCAAGGACUGGAUCGAAGAGAUAUUAUGGGAAGCCGCAUCCAGGAUGAUGUCUCAAACCGCGAUCUGCUCCCUGAAUAUAUGCAAAUCAGGGAUAUGGCAAGACUCGGCAAGAAGGGUCGGACCAAAUACAAGGAUAUGAAGAGCGAGGAUACAGGUAGAUUUGGCGACUACGGUGACAGAGCGCGACGUGGAGGUUCCGGUGGUCGAGACGAGCGGUUCAUGUCAGACAGAGAACGGGAAAGAUUCGCGCCCACUGGAGCAAAUGCCAGUGAAGUAAAAGAGCGAAGAAGGGAAGAAGAUACACCGGAACGGUCAAGGUUCGGAAGAGAGGGCGAAUCUCGGCGGGAAUAUUCUCGGGGCGGUCGAGACACGUAUGUACCCGGACAUCGGGAUUCUCGAUACGAUGAGUCCGAAUCACGGUACAGCAGGAGAGACCGGAGGUCAAGAUCCUACUCAAGGUCACAAUCUCCCAGAAGAGAUCGCUAUGGGAGUGAAAGAGAUCGACGCAAACGCAGUGUUUCACCUGCGAAUGAGAGUUAUUCACAUGAGAAGCGGCGGCGAGUUGACACGAGGUAG
This is a messenger RNA of Xylona heveae TC161, 1473 nucleotides long. RefSeq lists its product as hypothetical. Gene Ontology annotation, molecular function: RNA binding. Bases 1 to 1473 code for a protein of 490 amino acids. NCBI's taxonomy places the organism in Eukaryota, Fungi, Ascomycota, Xylonomycetes, Xylonales, Xylonaceae. The record is from RefSeq and is a predicted model, not a curated record. Gene Ontology annotation, cellular component: U2-type spliceosomal complex. The transcript has a single exon. Gene Ontology annotation, biological process: mRNA splicing, via spliceosome.